CCGAAGAGGAUGAGCCGUCCGUAUCAGCUCCGAAUACAACAACACCCUUCCUUUUAACACCCCGCUCGGUCUGAGCACUCCUCGAUCUGCCGCCGCCGCCGCCCCGCAAAUCAACGAUCAAUGCCCGUCCUGCUGAUUCCGCCGUCCCGAGAAAUCAAACAAACCCCAGGCGAACCCCCUACCCUAGGUUGUAUCCUCUUUCCUUAUUCCGAAAUUGUAUUGUAUGCCUUAAUUUCCCCUUUCCGAUCCUUUCGGUUUCUAAUUUUCUAUUCUUGAUUGCGAUGAACCAGAAGGAAUACUAGCAUCCAUAUGAUUUUUGUUGCUAGGUUGUUUCUUUCUUCAGUCUCCAAGUCUCCAGUGAUUCCAGAGCUGCAGUCGAUCGAUGGAGGAUCUUCCAGAACCACUGCUGGCAGAGAUCGUCAAGAGAAUUCCCCGGACAAGCGAUCUGAAUUCCUUUUCACUUGUCUCCAAGCAACUGUACACCAUCGAGGCAGCUGAAAGGGGUGCUAUCCGUGUUGGGUGUGGCCUUUACCCUGCAAGAGAAGUCUUGGCAUCACUGUGCUCCCGGUUCCCCAAUUUGUUUAAAGUGGAAAUUAAUCACUCUGGUUGGACACCUGACCAUGGGAAUCAGUUGGAUAACCAAGGCCUAUUCGAGGUUUCGCAUCGCUGCCCCUUGCUCACUGAUCUCACCUUAAGCUUCUGCUCACACAUAAAUGACUCUGAUCUGGGUUGUCUAGCUUACUGCAAGAAGUUGGUGUCCCUCAGGCUGCACUCUGUACCAAACAUAACUUCAAACGGGCUUCUGUCUGUGGCAGCUGGCUGCAAGACUCUAUCUGGUCUCUACCUUGUUAACUGCGAGAAAAUCGAAAGUGUGGAGUGGCUGGAGUACCUUGGCUUGAAUGGAUCGUUGGAACAACUUGUAGUAAAGAAGUGUGAAGGGAUCAGCAAUUAUGACCUCCUAAAGUUUGGUCCAGGGUGGAGGAAGCUCCAAAAGUUUGAGUUUGAGGCCAAGGGAGGGUUCUGGAGUAGUCCUGAUGCUUAUGAGGGUUUUGACCCCUUGCACAACGCUCACAACCCGAGUAGAUAUGGAUUCUGCUGCGAGAGUUUGAGGGAUCUUAGGUUGGCGUGCUUUGAAACCAACACAGAAGCAGGACUCCGUUUUCUCUUGGGGAAAUGCAAAGCGUUGGAGAAACUGUGCCUGGAGUAUGUUCAUGGCCUAAAUGACAACGACAUGAUCGUCGUAGCCGAGAGCUGCCGUAACCUUAAAAGCAUCUCACUUUGGCUCAAACCUCUGCGCUACGAUCAUGUUUUCAGGACGGCAUUUACUGAUGACAGCCUUAAGGCUCUAGCAGCCAACUGUCCUAUGCUUGAGGCUGUUGAGCUCACGUUUGCAGGUUGCGCUUUCGAGUAUCCGUCAGAGAUAGGCUUCACACAGAAUGGCCUUGUGGAGCUGAUUCAGUCUUGUCCGGUUCGUUUUCUCAUGCUAAAUGGUGCCAACUUUUUUGAUGACGAGGGUAUGAUGGCCCUCUCAACCGCACCAUUCCUGGAGACAAUUGAUCUUGUCGAUUGCCAGGCGGUAACUGAUAAUGGGAUCCGUUUUAUUACGUGUACACCACGCUUGAGAAAUCUCGCACUCAGGCACUGUGAUAAUGUGACAGAUGGUGGAGUGGCUCAAUUUGGACAUGCACAGAAAUUAGAGUCUCUAGUCAUCGAUUGCUGUUGUCGGGUCUCUUCACAAGCAAUUCAGGGGACAGCUAGAUCAGUUCACUACUCGAAUUGUGCAGGCCUUGGCCUUCUAAAAAGAAUGUACGCACUAGAGAUGAAUAAUUGGAUGCAGUAUUUUCAGUAUUAAA
Messenger RNA from Brachypodium distachyon (stiff brome), 1853 nucleotides. RefSeq names its product F-box/LRR-repeat protein 14. Lineage: Eukaryota; Viridiplantae; Streptophyta; Magnoliopsida; Poales; Poaceae. Gene Ontology annotation, biological process: SCF-dependent proteasomal ubiquitin-dependent protein catabolic process. Gene Ontology annotation, cellular component: SCF ubiquitin ligase complex. Gene Ontology annotation, molecular function: protein binding. The coding region runs from base 383 to 1852 and encodes 489 amino acids. The transcript has 2 exons. The record is from RefSeq and is a predicted model, not a curated record.